AGCUUUUUGCUGCAAAGUCUUUGGUGUUUACCUGAGGCCAUUUGGGAUCCCUCUGCAGCAUCCUCUGCCAUUUUGUUAGCAGCUGAUAUACUAGUACCCAAGGCAGAUUUAAUCAUGAUCCUGUGGUUGUUAUUCUGCAGGAAAAUACAUCCAGCAGAGUGACAGAGUGCAGGGUCAGGGCUGUCCCAUCACUGGCGCAUGGAAGGAUGGGAGGAUGACUUAGGGAUAGAGUCUCCCCAUAAUGACGUGGUGGCCACACUUCUUUGAUACCAAAAUGACAUUUUCAACUUGACGGCUAUAUUUGGCAUUACCCUAGGGAGCGGAGCCUUGCUGCUGCACGGGAUGAGUGGUGCUAGACGUGCUGCUACGUGGCCAGGAAGGGCAGUGAUGGCCAAGCGAUUGCGCAAUUUCCUCUAAAAAACUAUUUAUACUGGGAGUAGCGGGCCGGGAGCCACGUCAGCAGCAGGAUAGGCACUGAGCUGCCCCUGCACAGCCCUCGCCUGCCCGCUGCGCUCUGCCCUGCGCUCAGCCAGCCCGGCUGCACCUGCACCGCCUCACUGCGCCAGCCCGCCAUGGCAGAAGGCAGGAGCGACCCCCAGCCUGGGGACCUGAUCGAGAUUGACCGGCCAGGUUACCAGCACUGGGCCCUCUACGUGGGGGAUGGAUAUGUCAUCCACUUGACAGAUGAAGAAGCCUCAUCCCUUUGGCUAAGCAGCUCAUCAAUACAGGCUACAAGAGCCAAGGUGAAGAAGGAGCUCCUGAAGGAUGUGGUGAGAAAUCAUAAAUGGCGUGUCAACAAAACGCAUGACCGCUUCCACACUCCUUUCCCUGUGAAGGAGAUCAUCCAGCGUGCUGAGCAACGGAUUGGCGAGGAGUUGACAUAUGAUGUGCUUACCAGCAACUGUGAGCACUUUGUGACAGAGCUCCGCUACGGAGAAGGAGUCUCAGACCAGGUGAGUGCCAGGGGUGAGCCCUGGGUGCCUCCCAGAGCAGCUCCUGGCUGCUGGCUGUGAGCCAGGCACUGGGACACAGCCUGCAGCCUGCAGGGCACAGCCCAGUGCCAGGCGUGGGCUCCAAAGCAGCGCUGCCUUCCCAGAGCCCCUGCUCCUGCAGGGUCCCUGUGCUCUGGCUGCACCCUGGCAGUGCCCUCUCCCUGAGUGCCACCUCCUGGGGGGACAAAUCUGGCUGCUACCCCUUGUGCUAAUGGGGCAUAUGAAUCUCACUGAUUUAUUUACCAUUAUUAUCCCUGUCUUUUCUAUAUUAUCGUGCUAAGGAGUGGUAAAUAUAACUGCUCAUCAUGUAUCCAGCCUGUGUUUUGCUUACUCUUUUAUAGGCCACAAAAGCAAUUACGGCGGUGCAACAUCUGUCUUUCCUCGGGUGAUGUUGU
This is a messenger RNA of Melozone crissalis (California towhee), 1387 nucleotides long. Its product is annotated as phospholipase A and acyltransferase 1-like. The record is from RefSeq and is a predicted model, not a curated record. The coding region runs from base 573 to 1013 and encodes 146 amino acids. Gene Ontology annotation, biological process: N-acylphosphatidylethanolamine metabolic process. The transcript has 3 exons. Lineage: Eukaryota; Metazoa; Chordata; Aves; Passeriformes; Passerellidae. Gene Ontology annotation, molecular function: glycerophospholipid phospholipase A1 activity; A2-type glycerophospholipase activity. Gene Ontology annotation, cellular component: cytoplasm.